CCUGUAUCAUAGCUUAUCUGGUGACUAACUAUAUAGCUAUUAUAGCUACCUAUCUACAGAGAUAUCCAUCAACUAUCUUGCUAGUUAGUGUAUGAUUUGCUAGCUAGCGCCCUUUAUUAGCUACCUAGCUAAACGUGCUUUGUUUUGUCUAAGUAAAAUCAAUGGACGAAUGAAUGAACCAACAAGGCGAUAGGGGCAGGGGCCGUGGUGGCCGGUUCGGCUCACGUGGAGGACUGGUGCAAGGGUAUCGGCCAUUUGUCCCCCACAUUCCCUUUGACUUCUAUGUGUGUGAGAUGGCCUUCCCCAGAGUAAAGCCAGCAGCGGAUGAGACUGCCUUUAGCGAGUGUCUACUGAAGAGGAACCAGGACCUCAGUCCUACACCCGCAGAGCAGUCCUCUAUCUUGUCCCUGGUCACCAAGAUCAACAACGUCAUCGACAACCUCAUCGUCGCCCCCGGCAACUUUGAAGUGCAAAUUGAAGAGGUACGUCAGGUAGGCUCAUACAAGAAAGGCACCAUGACAACGGGACACAACGUCGCUGACUUGGUGGUCAUCCUCAAGAUCUUGCCCACAUUGGAGGCUGUCGCAGCUCUCGGCAACAAAGUGGUGGAGACCCUUCGCACACAAGACCCUGCUGAAGUUCUCUCCAUGCUGACCAAUGAGACAGGCUUUGAGAUCAGCUCUGCCGAUGCCACAGUGAAAAUCCUCAUCACCACCGUUCCCCCCAACCUGCGCAAGCUGGACCCCGAACUGCACUUGGACAUCAAGGUGCUGCAGAGUGCUCUGGCCGCCAUCCGCCAUGCCCGCUGGUUUGAGGAGAACGCCUCCCAAUCUACGGUGAAAGUGUUGAUUCGCCUGCUGAAGGAUCUGAGGGUGCGUUUCCCCGGGUUCGAGCCUCUCACCCCCUGGAUCCUGGAUCUACUGGGUCAUUCUGCAGUCAUGAAUAACCCCUCCAGACAGCCCUUGUCACUCAAUGUGGCUUACAGGCGCUGCCUACAGAUGUUAGCCGCUGGACUUUUCCUGCCAGGCUCAGUAGGCAUCACUGACCCCUGUGAGAGUGGAAACUUCCGGGUGCACACCGUCAUGACCCUCGAGCAGCAGGACAUGGUGUGUUUCACUGCUCAGACAUUGGUGAGGGUGCUCUCUCAUGGAGGGUACAGGAAAAUCCUGGGCCUGGAGGGUGAUGCCAGCUACCUGGCUUCGGAAAUGUCCACCUGGGACGGCGUGAUCGUCACACCCUCCGAGAAGGCCUACGAGAAGCCGCCAGAGAGGAAGGAAGAGGAGGAUGAGGCGCUGGAGGAAGGAGGAGAUGUUGAGGAUGAAAGCAUGGAGACACAGGAAUGAGAAGGACCCGGAAGGUGGUGAGCUGCCAGAGGAUCCUGUGCCACGUCUUUUAAACAAUCGUUUACCCCUGACCCUUUUGGAAACCCUUCACUCGCCCAUUUGUCCUUCAUUGAAGUUCAUGUCCACUAAUCAUGAAUUGACUGCAUUGACCUGGACCAAAGUGCGCCAACUGGACGGACAGACUUGCAUAUAGACUGUUACUGGUCCCUCAACGCCCUCAACAAAAAUUCAAUUCAUGAUCUUCUCAAAAGGGGCGGGUGUCACUAUCAAAUUGUAUUCCGUGUGUUUGUGUGGUUUUUACUUUGUAACAGCAAUGAUGACUAAAUUAAACAGCUUCUUUAUUUUAAUCUGCUUCUUUAUGUAAAUGUAUACAUUUAGAAAUGCAUAUCCCUAUUUUCAAAUGUGUGGCUAGAUGGAUGGGUGGAAUACAUAUGCCCCAUGCUUGUGUGAAUACGCAUACUUCAUUUUUAGAUCUGGUCAUAGAAUGUGUAAUUACCUCCACAGAACCAGUCUGUACCCCAAAUUUGACAAACUUGUUAAUGUUUUAUUUGAUACUUUAUUGAAGCACAGUUCAAAUUAAAUGCUGUUUUGCAGUUCAGAUUUAAGAUA
Messenger RNA from Oncorhynchus mykiss (rainbow trout), 1952 nucleotides. The record is from RefSeq and is a predicted model, not a curated record. Lineage: Eukaryota; Metazoa; Chordata; Actinopteri; Salmoniformes; Salmonidae.